This is a messenger RNA of Leptopilina heterotoma, 1281 nucleotides long. RefSeq names its product ribonuclease H2 subunit A. Gene Ontology annotation, molecular function: RNA binding; RNA-DNA hybrid ribonuclease activity. NCBI's taxonomy places the organism in Eukaryota, Metazoa, Arthropoda, Insecta, Hymenoptera, Figitidae. The transcript is spliced from 2 exons. The record is from RefSeq and is a predicted model, not a curated record. Gene Ontology annotation, cellular component: ribonuclease H2 complex. Bases 104 to 1090 code for a protein of 328 amino acids. Gene Ontology annotation, biological process: mismatch repair; DNA replication, removal of RNA primer.
GUUUUGUGUAUCAACGUGUUGACAAUUAAAGGUUAGAAUUGAUAAGUGACAUUUCUAACAAGUGACAUUGUUGGUGUUAUUACUGUUAAAUAAUUGGUGAAAAAUGGAUAAAGAAAAUAAGGAAAAUGGUAUUUCGCCAACAAAGAAGAGAAAACUUUCCACAGGUGUUGAUUGUAUUAAAGAAAAAGGAGAUUUGACACAAUAUUUCGAGAAGGGCGAUCACAGUGUCAAUUUGCUUUAUCAGUCAGAAGUGCCUCAGAUUUGUAAAGAUGAACCCUGUUUAUUGGGAGUUGACGAAGCCGGACGUGGACCAGUUUUGGGACCAAUGGUUUAUGGUGUCGCUUAUGCACCAUUAUCAAAAAAGCAACUUCUCAUCGAUCUCGGAUGUGCCGAUUCAAAAUCGUUAACCGAAGAAAAGAGAGAUGCAAUUUUCGAUAAAAUUUGCUUGAAAAGCGAAGAAAUGGGUUGGGCUGUCGAUGCAAUUUCACCAAAUUACAUAUCAAAUAACAUGUAUCGACGAACAAAAACAUCAUUAAAUGAAGUCUCAAUGUGUUCGGCAGCAAAUUUAAUUAAAUUGGCAAUACAAGCUGGCGUUAAUCUUGCCGAAGUGUACGUUGACACCGUUGGAAAACCAGAAAAAUAUCAAGCGAGAUUGCAACAAAUUUUUCCCGACUUGAAAAUAGUUGUUGAGAAAAAGGCUGAUUCGACAUUUCCAAUUGUCAGUGCUGCCAGUAUUUGUGCAAAAGUUUCCCGUGAUCAUGCCCUACGUGCCUGGCAAUUUCGAGAGGCAGAAUUUUCAUCUGAUUAUGGUAGUGGAUAUCCAAAUGAUCCAGCGACAAAAAAAUGGUUAACGGAAAAUAUUGAUCAAACUUUUGGAUUUCCAAUGUUGGUCAGAUUUAGUUGGUCGACGGCUGAAACAAUUCUUGAAUCGAAGGCAUUGACGGUGGAAUGGGAGGAGGAGGAAGACGACGCGUGUCCAACGAAUAAGAAAAUUUCUAAUUAUUUUACUAGAACGCCAAAGAAAGAAAAGAAGAAAGAGAAACACAAUUUUUUUAAGACACGAUUUCUCUCUAAUGCAAUUGAUUUAUGAUUUAUUAUAUUUACUCACCAUUAAUUUGAUAUUAAAUUGACGAUUUUUUUCUAUCAUGAAUUUUAAUAAAUUUUUAAAGUGAUACAUUUUUUUUUAAUUAUAUUAUUCUAUGUACAUAUUUACAUUUAUUUUAUUUUUCUUUUCCGUACUUUGUAAAUAUGACGAAAGUAAUAAAAACCGUAAUUUUGAAA